AUGGCCCUGUUCCAUAUUCAAGGGGAAGGAGGUCUGCUGGUGAGAUUUCCAUUCCUGAAUGUCAUUGGAACACUACUGUACUGCAUCCUACCUGGCUGGCUGCUACCCGCCUUGGACAUUGACUUGACUCAUUGGUAGAUAAACAUCCACUGUCUUAGUGGCUUUGUCUUUGCAUACAAUGCACAGAAACAUACCAAUGUUUCUACUGUGAAAGAUGCCUAAAGACAAUGGCAUCCUAUUUGCAUAUAUUCCAGUCCUUGAAAAGAGGGAUUUAGUUCCUGCACCUACAGUGUUCUACUCAGUCUUCAUUUUCUGUCUUCUUGGGUAAAACAUUCGAAGAACAACAAUACUUGUCAGCGACUAAUACGUUUCUCAGCCUCCAACGUGGCGGCGUGCUGCACGAAGAAAACCGCCCCAGUGCCUAGUCUCUGGCUGGGCCCAAAUGUCACCCUAUUCCUUAUGUAGUGCACUACUUUUGACCAUGGCCCAUAAGGCAGUGCACUAUAUUGGGAAUAGGGUGCCAUUUGGGACACAGCCUCUCUCUCUGUCUGAUUAAUGAGUGGGGGGAGACCCACAUCUUUGGCUUGAUGAAACAAUUUAUACAGUUCCCUGGGAAAGCAAUAGCUCCCGAGUGGCGCAGCGGUCUAAGGCACUGCAUCUCAGUGCUUAAGGCGUCACUACAGACCCCCUGGUUCGAUUUCAGGCUGUAUCACAACCAACCGUGAUUGGGAGUCUCAUAGGGCGGCGCACAAUUGGCCCAGUGUCGUCUUGGUUUGGCCGGUGUAGGCCGUCAUUGUAAAUAAGAAUUUGUUCUUAACUGACUUGCCUAGUUAAAUAAAGGUUAAAAAAAAUAGCAGUUCAUUUUAUUGUAAUGCGUCCCGAGGGAGACGUAAGCAAACCUCCGUACCUGCGUACGAUGUGGAGGUGUUUCCGGAUAACGAUUCAGAGGUGCACUGGAGAAGAGUGAUGUGUUGGCACAGCCUUGCAGUGUUUGUACUGUAAUACUGUAGGCGGUCUCAUUGGGUUUAAGUGUGCCUAGGGCUGACGUUAUAAAGUGGGUAACCUUCAUGGAUUAGCUAUAUCAUUAUUGCUCUAUACUGAGCAGAUGCAAUAUAACUGUUUUAAUGAAUCUAGUCCAAUACAUGAUACACCACUGAUACAACAGUAAAAUACACAUACAGUGGGCUGCAAAAAUAUAUGCACUGGCUGUGCAGCCAUUAUAGCUGUGUUGUCUAAGAUGAACUGUUCUGACAUCCCCAUGCUGUUCGUGAUGUGGGACAUUUGCAAAGCCAACUUGGAAAAUGAGACCCAUAAUUGAGCAGGUAGGAACAGUCUAGGCACGGGGAGAACUCCCAUAAUGCACAACAAUUUGUGAGUCUGGAGUAAAUGAGGACUCUGCCAGAAUGGUCCCCAUUCCUCCAUCCCUCUGGGAUUUUAGUGCCCUUGUUUUCAACUAAUGUAGGCUAUUUAGCCUAGCUUCAGGCUGCCGAUACUGGAGGUAGUUUGGCUAUUGUUUCUCACAAGAUUGUACUGAAAUAGUAACAUGUACAGGGAUUUGAGAGAACAGAGAGAGAUGGAGAGAGAGAGCAUUUGAAAGAAGAAUAGUAUUAGUAUUAAGAUAUUGUUCUUCACAACAGUGUACAGGAACAGCUACAUUUACAAGGACUGCGGAGAACUUGAGAGAGAUUUAGAGAAAGUAAGAGGAAGAGAGUAUUUAAGCAAUAAGGCAUUAGAACCCGUGCCGACGUGAAGCUGAGGGCCUGGGAAAACAGCCCUUAUGAGGGUGUUAUUCCCCAUAAUCCCCUGGUUCGAGUGCCUUAUUGCUUUUAUAAAAUGGUUGCCAACAUAUUAAAAAAAGAUUAACGACAUUUUUACAUAACAUUUUUUAUUUUAAUGAGUACAUUUGUUUUAUUUAAUCCUUCCACCAGAUGAUAUAGUCCGGGCAAAAGCCAGUAGUUAGUUCUGCUAUUUUUAAGUUGCUAGCCAAGUAGGCUGGUGUCACGACUUCCUCCGAAGCUACCUCCUCUCCUUGUUCGGGCAGGCUUCGGCGGUCGUCGUCACCGGCCUUCUAGCCACUGCCGCAUCACAUCUCAUCAUUCCAUUUGUUUUGUCUUGUCUAUUACACAGACCUGGUUCAUAUCUCCUCAUUAGUACAUAUAUAAGUGUUCCCUCUGCCACCCUUGUCCUUGUGAGUGAUUGUUUAAUGUGAGGAGAGAGUAGCUCGGUUGAGCUAGGUGAACUUUGUAUUGCCGGGGUAUAUUUUUCCUGUGUGUCUGUUUUGUUCCAGUGCGCCUGUUUUGCGCACUAGACUGUUUGACGCUAUCCAGCGUAACUCUGUACUACGGAAUAAACUCUGUAUUCUGUGAUUUACCCUCCUGCGCCUGACUCCUUCAAAUCACCUCUCACAGCUGGUCGUCCAUUCUAUUGUCAAGGUUGCCCGCCAAGCGGACUGGUCGUCCAUUCUAGGCAAAAAAAAGUUGCUAUGCAAGCUGGCUUCUUCUCCUUUGCUAGCUAGCCAACUAAAGCCUUCACACAAUCACAUCAAGCAGCUGAAAUGACAGCAAACUGUGUGCAUUGUAGGUUGUUUUACCUUCAUUUUUAUUGUAAUUUCUUUGGAUAUAUCCAUUAUAAUGAGUCUACUCUGGACACGUUCAUUCUCAAUGGCACGGUGGAGAUCGCAAAAAUAAAACAGGUACAUUGUUGCACAGGUCGGAGAGGCAGGCAGCAGGGUUUAGACCAGAGGUUUUCAAAGUGUGUGGCGCGCCUCCCCAGGGGGAUGCCAGAGAGUUUUCAAGGGAGGCGUGAAAGGAAAUCCAAGUCAAACUGUAUUCGGUUCUCUAAAAUGAAUAAAUAUUAAGCCUGUUUCUAGCUACAAUCGCUGGGAAAACACAUAUUUUAGCUUUCCAGUGCUACCACGUUUAUUUUUCAACUCAAAUUGCGAGCAUGGCAUUGUUUCAAAAAUGCAAAUACAACCAGAGUUUGUAGCUUGGGGUGUGUUCAGUUUGAUUAAAUGUUUGCUAUGUUGCGUGACGGUUUCUUCUGAAUGACACAUUUCCCCAAAUUGUUCUUUAAUGUUCUUGAACAGACUUUGAGCAGUGUGGGCCCCGGUGGUAAUAAACUAGUCAAACCAAAAGCUUACCUUGACUUGGAAGAGUUCCAGGGUUGUGUUGGAAAGUCAUAGCCAGCUAGCUAACAUAACAUCCCACUGUUUGAGCAGGGUGUUUCAGUAGACUAAACUAGCUAGCUGCAUUUGCUAACUACAGUUGAAGUCUGAAGUUUACAUACACCUUAGCCAAAUACAUUUAAACUCAGUUUUUCACAAUUCCUGACUUUAAUCAUAGUAAAAAUUCCCUGCCUUAGGUCAGUUAGGAUCACCACUUUAUUUUAAGAAUGUGAAAUGUCAGAAUAAUAGUAGAGAGAAUGAUUUAUUUCAGCUUUUAUUUCUUUCAUCAUAUUCCCAGUGGGUCAGACGUUUACAUACACUCAAUUAGUAUUUGGUAGCAUUGCCUUUAAAUUGUUUAACUUGGGUCAAACGUUUCGGGUAGCCUUCCACAAGCUUCCCAUAAUAAGUUGGGUGAAUUUUGGCCCAUUCCUCCUGACAGAGAUGGUGUAAUUGAGUCAGGUUUGUAGGCCUCCUUGCUCUCACACGCCUUUUCAGUUCUGCCCACUAAUUUUCUAUAGGAUUGAGGUCAGGGCUUUGUGAUGGCCACUCCAAUACCUUGACUUUGUUGUCCUUAAGCCAUUUUGCCACAACUUUGGAAGUAUGCUUGGGGUCAUUGUCCCUUUGGAAGACCCAUUUGCGACCAAGCUUUAACUUCCUGACUGAUGUCUUGAGAUGUUGCUUCAAUAUAUCCACAUAAUUUUCCUUCCUCAUGAUGCCAUCUAUUUUGUAAAGUGCACCAGUCCCUCCUGCAGCAAAGCACCCCCACAGCAUGAUGCUGCCACCCCCGUGCUUCACGUUUGGGAUGGUGUUCUUCGGCUUGCAAGCAGCCACCUUUUUCCUCCAAACAUAACGAUGGUCAUUAUGGCCAAACAGUUCUAUUUUUGUUUCAUCAGACCAGAGGACAUUUCUCCAAAAAGUAAGAUCUUUGUCCCCAUGUGCAGUUGCAAACCGUAGUCUGGCCUUUUUAUGGCGGUUUUGGAGCAGUGAUUUCUUCCUUGCUGAGUUGCCUUUCAGGUUAUGUCGAUAUAGGACUUGUUUUUCUGUGGAUAUAGAUACUUUUGUACCUGUUUCCUCCAGCAUCUUCACAAGGUCCUUUACUGUUGUUCUGGGAUUGAUUUGCACUUUUCGCACCAUAGUACGUUCAUCUCUAGGAGACAGAACGCGUCUCCUUCCUGAGCGGUAUGACGGCUGCGUGGUCCCAUGGUGUUUAUACUUGCGUACUAUUGUUUGUACAGAUGAACAUAGUACCUUCAGGUGUUUGGAAAUUGCUCCCAAGGAUGAACCAGACUUGUGGAGGUCUACCAUUUUUUUUCUGAGGUCUUGGCUUAUUUCUUUUGAUGUUCCCAUGAUGUCAAGUGUAACAGUGGUGCUUCCGUCCCUCUCCUCGCCCCUACCUGGGCUUGAACCAGGGACCCUCUGCACACAUCGACAACAGUCACCCUCGAAGCACCGUUAACUGUCGCUCCACAAAAGCCGCAGCCCUUGCAGAGCAAGGGAAACAACUACUUCAAUGUCUCCGAGCGAGUGACGUCACCGAUCGAAAUGCUACUAGCGCGCAUCGCUAACUAGCUAGCCAUUUCACACCGGUUACACAAGCAAAGAGGCACUGAGUUUGAAGGUAAGCCUUGAAGUACAUCCACAGGUACACCUCCAAUUGACUCAUAUGAUGUCAAUUAACCUAUCAGAAGCUUCUAAAGCCAUGACAUCAUUUUCUGGAAUUUUCCAAGCUGUUUAAAGGCACAGUCAACUUACUGUAUGUAAACUUCUGACCCGCUGGAAUUGUAAUACAGUGAAUUAUAAGUGAAAUAAUCUGUCUGUAAACAAUUGUUGGAAAAAUUACUUGUGUCAUGCACAAAGUAGAUGUCCUAACCGACUUGCCAAAACUGUAGUUUGUUAACAAGAAAUUUGUGGAGUGGUUGAAAAACGAGUUUUAAUGACUCCAACCUAAGUGUAUGUAAACUUCCGACAUCAACUGUAAGUAAGUGAAACUGAAAGUGAAAAAAAAUAACGAAAUCUCUCUCUCUCAUUUUGGAAGAAAGUAAUUUGUUAAACUGUUCAACUACUGUCUUUCUCUCUCUUUGAGUCAACUACUCACCACAUUUUAUGCAUUGCAGUGCUAGCUAGCUGUAGCUUAUACUUUCAGUACUAGAUUAAUUCUCUGAUACUUUGAUUGGGCGGACAACAUCUCAGUUCAUGCUGAACGAGCUCUGAUAGGUUGGAGGACGUCCUCCGGAAGUUGUCAUAAUUACUGUUUAAGACUAUGGAAGGGAGUGAGAACCAUGAGCCUCCUAGGUUUUGUAUUGAAGUCAAUGUACCCAGAGGAGGACGGAAGUUAGCUGUCCUCCGGCUACACUAUGCUGCUACCCUACAGAAUGCUGUUGAGGCUACUGUAGACUUUCUUUGCAAAAUAGUGUUUUAAUCAAUGAUUUGGUGACGUGAUUUUAUCUAAAAAUGAUAACUUUUUACAUGUUUUAAAUAAAAAAUUCACUGAGGCGGAUGGUCCUCCCCUUCCUCCUCUGAGGAGCCUCCACUGACUUUGAGGUAUGUUUGCUCCCGUUUGGUGGGUGCCGUACGUCUUGAAGACGGACAUCCAGGUGGAUGAGCGCAACGUGUCGCGCUGCUUCAAGGGCUACCACCACAACACUGACGACGAAAAGCGGAGCGUGGCCACAAUCCACCUCAUCAUCGUGGUGUGCUUCGUCUUGGUCUUCUUCAUAGUAGUAGUCUGUAACCUGCUCAUCGCCCGGGCCCUGCUCGCCCAGUCACCUAUCCAGACUCGGGGCUCUAAUUCAUACAAUUUAUUUUAUUAUUUUAUUUUUUGUCAUUUAGCAGACGCUGUUAUCCAGAGCGACUUACAGGAGCAAUUAGGGUUAAGUGCCUUGCUCAAGGGCACAUCGACAGAUUUUUCACCUAGUCGGCUCGGGGAGUAGAACCAGCGACCUUUCGGUUACUGGCACUAUGCUCUUAACCACUAAGCUACCUACAUGCCCUGGGGGGUGAAGGGCCAGGCCCUGCAGAUGAUGUGUGCCGUGGUGGGGGUAUUUGUGGUGUGCUUCCUCCCCCACCAUGUGGUCCAGGGUCCCUGGACUCUGGCUGUACUGGAGAUCAAGGAGGGCUGGGGCAGCAUGGACUGGGACCAGCGGACCAGGCAGUGGCUUAACGACGCCCAUCAGGUCACCUUGAUGCUGAUGGGGCUCAACUGCCUCCUGGACCCUAUGGUGUCCUGCUUCGCCACCAGGAAGUUCCGCCUGUACAUCAAGGAUUAUCUGAAAAAGUUGGGGAGGGGCAAAGGAUGCUCGGAAACAGCUAUCACACAAAUGUAUAUUGUGGAGUGCAAGAACGUGAGCCAGAGCCUCCAUAGCGAGCAGCAGCAGCUCGAGAUUUAA
Messenger RNA from Coregonus sp. 'balchen', 6549 nucleotides. The record is from the annotation of a GenBank genome assembly. NCBI's taxonomy places the organism in Eukaryota, Metazoa, Chordata, Actinopteri, Salmoniformes, Salmonidae.